AUGUAUGUAGCUAUGUCACCAAAGCGAACACCCACCCCGAGCGACAACGAUAGCUGCUCUCCAUCACCCAGAUCCCCCACCUUUCACGUUCGUGACCCAGCCGUAGGUUGGAUUUCACCUCGUAUCAACCCACCCGAACCCAGCAACACCUCGAGACACUCGUCUCGCAAUCCCACCCCCAACCAACACCCAGGUUUCAAUACGCCUGGUCGAACGUUAGCCGAGAACGAUAACGAUGAAGGCAAAACAUCGACGUACCCGGUUGACUCCCCCUCUUCCUAUAUCCAUCCAACCCGCAGUACCCCUCGUCCUCGAGAUCGUCAUCCCGAGCCAUCUUCUCCUCGACCAUCCACUGAAUGUUCCCAUCGCACAGCCGUACCGAACCCGCAGUCUUCUCGGAGCAGUCCCCAAUCUUUCGACGUUGCACGAGAUGUUGUCGAAGUCCUGAAAUUGCAUGUAGUAGAUAUAUUAGAUGAUAUGACUUGUCCUAUAUGA
Messenger RNA from Marasmius oreades (fairy-ring Marasmius), 495 nucleotides. RefSeq lists its product as uncharacterized. Bases 1 to 495 code for a protein of 164 amino acids. The transcript has a single exon. NCBI's taxonomy places the organism in Eukaryota, Fungi, Basidiomycota, Agaricomycetes, Agaricales, Marasmiaceae. The record is from RefSeq and is a predicted model, not a curated record.